This is a messenger RNA of Cornus florida, 1202 nucleotides long. RefSeq lists its product as uncharacterized. The record is from RefSeq and is a predicted model, not a curated record. Bases 222 to 872 code for a protein of 216 amino acids. The transcript is spliced from 4 exons. Lineage: Eukaryota; Viridiplantae; Streptophyta; Magnoliopsida; Cornales; Cornaceae.
CCAACUCAAGACGAGUCAAAACCAUCCAUCCCUUCCCUUUUAAGCCUUCGCAACAUUCAUUUUCUCCCAUCCCCUUAGCUACCAUUCAUAUAUAUAUAUAUACAAUCACAUAUAUUCUCUGCAAAUUAUAUACAUACACAAACUUCAAGUUAUAUAUAUAUAUAUGUGCAGUAUCUCAGAAGACGAGAAGACAAGAGGAAGAAAAAACAAUCAAGAGAUCGAUGAUCAUGGGUUUCUUAAUCUUCAAAGAAGAGAAAAAAAGACGAAGUGUUCUGAGAUUAGUGAAGACUAUCUUCUUCUUAAUCACCAUGCUCAUUUCACUACUCCUCUUCUCUGCGCCUGUCCUCCUCGUCAUCGCCGACGCACUUCUCCCCUCCGCUCUCCUCUCCGCCUCUCUCUCUCCUCCCACUCCCUCUCUCUCUCUAGCUCAAACUCUCUCCUCCCAUCUCACCAAUUACGAUUUUCGCUAUUCCCUCAUCGACAUCCCUCUAAUCUCCAUCAUCAGAUCAGCCAUUAUACUAUGUGUGUAUAGUUUUUGUGAUGGACCGAGACUAUCAAGAGGGCCGUACUUGGGGAUUACGACGAUGUGCUCUGUUUCGUCGCUGGCGUUUGUAUCGUUGAAGGCUUCGUAUGUGUUCGGAGGUGGAAGAAGAUCAGGUGGGCAUGUUGGAGCUAUGGAGGUGUCGCUGUUCGUAUGUUCACUGGCCCUGGCCAUCGCUCACAUCGUUGUGGCCUAUAGAACAAGUUGCAGAGAGAGAAGAAAGCUUCUUCUUUUCAAAAUUGAUAUUGAAGCUGUUUCGGCAUGCAAGAAAGGGUUUCCUAGGUAUCAAAAGAUUCUGCAGGAAGAAAGAGUGAAGUUAGAGAAAAAUUGAAAUCCCAAUCCCACAUGGGUUCUCCAUUAUUUUGGCUGACAAUACACUCUCUGAGUCAUCCAGGUUUCAGGUAUUAUCCAAAGAUGAUCUCCAACCUGGUGGAUUCAGAACUAGAAGUAAACAAGCAGCUAUACACCUAAAGAACAACCACUUUGAUAUAACAUGUGGUAUUAUAUAGAGAGAGAGAUAGAUAUAGAUAUAGAUAUGGAGAUAGAGAGAGAGUUAAACUGUAUUUUGUACCUAGUGAUGCAGCAGUCAUUGAUUUAUCUCAACCCAAAAUGUACAGAUUUUUCAUUCAGUUUAUGAAGCAUGAAAGUUAUCUUCAUAAAA